This is a messenger RNA of Heterostelium album PN500, 4503 nucleotides long. RefSeq names its product anaphase promoting complex subunit 1 (gene anapc1). The transcript has 4 exons. The record is from RefSeq and is a predicted model, not a curated record. Gene Ontology annotation, molecular function: molecular adaptor activity. Bases 1 to 4503 code for a protein of 1500 amino acids. Gene Ontology annotation, biological process: protein K11-linked ubiquitination; metaphase/anaphase transition of mitotic cell cycle; anaphase-promoting complex-dependent catabolic process. Gene Ontology annotation, cellular component: anaphase-promoting complex. NCBI's taxonomy places the organism in Eukaryota, Evosea, Eumycetozoa, Acytosteliales, Acytosteliaceae.
AUGUUACACUUAAGUAGUAGUAGUAGUAGUAAUAGUAAUGGUAAUAAUAAUUUAAAUCUUUAUAAGAUUCAAGUAAUAAUGAAUAUUAGAGAAAUUGGUAUUAUUAAACCAUUUAUAGAUACAUUGUGUAGUGAUAAUGAUCGAUUACAUGAUCAUCAUUACAAGUUUGUUGAGAAUCCUUAUCGUGAGGACGUUAAGAGUGGAAUUCUAAAGCAGUGGUUUGCAGAUGAACAUGAACUCGGCUGGUGUAACUUUAAUCGCAUCGUUACCUGGAGUGCAAGUGGAUGCAUUCGUAAGAGAAUAACGGUGGACCGCUCUGUAGGUGCGAUCAUAGCUGUCGAUUGGAUCGUACUGCCGCACUACUCUGACUCACAAUCGAACCGAUUCCUCUAUGUUCUCACAGAGAGUUCGCUGACACUCUACAAUAGCGCCGGUAGUAUCUACCGUGUCGUUUUACCAUGUCCGAUAGUCAACAUUCACCAGAUACCGGAUGGCAUUCUGCUGGAGCGUCAACACAACACACCCAUCAACAAAGAGCAGCCGUCACUACUAAGCUUACUUCAUCCACUGGAAGAACUUCGACCGGUACUACAACGAGAUGAUGAUACCGACGAUCUAUCAUUCUUCUACGACUCUAACCAUCAGGUGAAAUCAACCUACAACAAACAUAGCAACAAAAGUGAACUUGUAACUUACAACAAACUUACCAAAUCACUACAUUUCUAUGAUGUUAUAUUUAAAGAACGUACACCAAGACAUAAAAGAUCUAUACCAGAUUCUUUAUUAAAGAAUAAUAUAAAUAAUAAUAAUAAUAAUAAUAACAAUAAUAAUAAUAGAAAUAAUAAAUAUAGAGUACAACAACAACAACAGCAGCAAAAACAAUUACAACAACAACAACAAUUAUAUGAACCAAUAUCAAUGUCAGAUUCAAUAGAAAUAAUGAAUACAUAUAGUUCAACAACAUCAUUAACCAGAUUUAUGGAACAGUUUGAAUCAGGUAUUCCAGAUACUAGUUUUAUAACAGGUGAUGAUGAGUUUAUCAUCGAUAGUGAUAUAGUUAUUAAAGAAGAGAGAGUAGUGUCACAGGUAACACUAAUAUCAAAUUCAAUCAUUAGAGAUGAUAAACAUUAUUAUAUUUUCAAUAACAAUACAAUUACAGUUGCAUCAAUAGCAUCAACAAUAACUACAGAUCAUAUUCAACUACAACCAAUAGUAAUACCAAAUACAUAUUUUUAUUUUGUACAAUUAGAGAAUCAAAAUACACUACUAUUAUCAAAUCAACAUAAUAAUAAUAAUAAUAAUAAUAAUAAUAAUAAUAAUAAUAAUAAUAAUAAUAAUAAUAAUAAUAAUAAUAUUAAUAUAAAGAUAAUAUUAGAUAAUUAUAAACCAAUAAUAUCGAUUAAUAACUCAAUAUUUAAUAGAAUAACAUUAAUAGAUAUAAAUGGUAUUCACAGUAGAGUUGAAUUAUAUUCAAAAGAGAAUCAAUCUAUAUCCAAUUCAGAUGAUAUAAAACAAAAAGAGAAUACAAUAUCAACUCUAUCUCCAAUUAACAGUAACAGUAACAAUAAGACAAAUACAGAUAUAAUCUAUCAGUUAGCAUCAAUUUAUUUAGGACAAGAGAAAAGACUAGAUAAUAUACCAUGUUCGCAAUCAAAGUCAUUAAACAUGCUCUACCGUAUAUUCAAUGAGAGCUAUUGCGAACAGUUGAUACUUGGAAUGACUAGUACCGGUGUAACUCUGGAAGAUCUAAAUGCUUUGACAUUUGGUGUCUCGGUUCCACUACGGGAAGCUAUUAGAUACUGUCGUCAGAAUCCACCGUUCAAUUGGAGUGAAAAAGAGUACGAUCUCAUCGGAAGAAACGAUCUGAGUUGGCAUAGAAUGCCGUCGAUAUCCAACUCUGAAUCGAAUCAAUCCGAUACUCUCUCGUUUGAAUCUCUGUUCUUUCCCGAUAGGCUGGCACCUUUCGAUCGUAGACUGAUCACAGCACUCAACUUCAAUAGCGAUCUACGUCUGGCCGAAGUAAAACAUAUGCUAUCGUUCUCCUCUCGUAUUCAUCUGACACACCAACAGGAACAGGGUGUCAGUGACCACGAUUUCCUCGAGCAAUUGCAAUCGAAACUCUGGUUGGCUGCGCAACGAACCAUGUCAUUGCCAAUCGGUCUUGGCAUGCUGACAAUUGGUUCGGUGAGAGCGGUUGCAACUGAACCAAUCUCAGUUACACCUAUUGUGCUUGGCGGUGUGGUUGCUUCCACUAAAACCAACAUUUCAUUGAGUGAAACGAUAGCUGCAACUCCCGAUUUGUUGAACUGGCCGGAUUUCCACGCAGGUGCUGCAGCUGGCUUCAGUUUGACAGCAGAGCAUGCAGAAAUCACCAAUACUUGGAUAGUUUACAAUAGACCCACCGAAUUUACACCGUUCUACUCUGGUUUGUUGAUGGCACUUGGAUUACAAGGUAAACUAUCGUCACUGGCAUUCGUUCGUGUGUUCGAGUAUCUCUCAUUGAAACAUCAGAUCACCAGUGUUGGUUUGUUGAUUGGUAUCGCUGCCUCCAAGUGUGGAACAAUGGAUAUGUCAGUGGCAAAGAUACUCAGCAUUCACAUAUCAUCGUUGCAUCCGCCAUCCUCAAUCGAUUUGGAUGUUCCAUCGUAUGUUCAGAUCGCUUCGGUGAUGGGAAUCGGUUUGCUCUACCAAGGUAGCGGCAAUAGAAGAAUGACAGAGGUUCUAUUGAAUGAAAUCGGAAGGAAACCACUCAAUGAUAAACCAUUGGAUCGUGAUAGCUAUACAUUGACCGCUGGUAUGGCACUUGGAUUGAUAAAUUUGGGUCGUGGUGGUAAAGAUGGUAUUCUUGACGAUCUGAACGUAGAGAAUAAAUUGAAAUCAUUCAUUGGCAACGGUAGUUCAUCGACCACUGUACAAACAAGCUCUUUGGGUGCCAGCGAUACCAAAUCCAAUCUAAUCUUUGAGGGAACCAAACCAAAUAUCGAUAUCACAGAGCCAGGUGCAAUCAUGGCACUCACAAUGAUCUAUUUGAAAUCAAAUAAUCAAAAGGUUGCUUCCUACUUUUCAUUCCCAGAAUCGAAUUACUCUUUCAAUUUCGUUAGGUCCGAUUUACUAUUAUUAAGAACCAUUGGUAAAUCAUUAAUUAUGUGGGAUUCAAUAAUUUCAUCAGAGGAAUGGAUACAAUCACAAAUACCAAUUAAUAUUAGAAGUACUGUUAGUUUUGUUGGUGGUGAUAAGAUAUUUAAUGUAACACCACUAAGUCAUGAGGAUCAGAGCGAUCUCUUAUUGUUGGCCUAUUUGAAUAUUGUCGCUGGUUUGUGUAUGUCUUUGGGUUUGAGAUUCGCUGGUUCUCUCAAUUCAAAUACAGCGGAUAUCCUAAUGGUGUGGACAAACAAACUACUGAAAUAUCAAGUACAUCUCGCAAAGCAAAAGAGAGUCGAUCGUUCAUUACGUACAACCGUGGAAACUUGUCUGGGUGUAGCUUCUAUCUCUGUUUCUCUGGUGAUGGCAGGCACUGGUGAUGUCAAGGCGCUUCGUUUGUUGCGUUCGAUUCGAUCGAGACUCUCGAAAGAUAUCAACUAUGGAAAUCACAUGGCCAUAAACAUGGCAAUUGGAUUCCUGUUCCUCGGUGGCGGACAAUAUACUCUGUCGACCAGUGACACUGCCAUUGCAUCGCUGUUGAUCUCACUCUAUCCUAAAUUCCCAUCGAGUAGCACCGAUAACCAUUAUCAUCUGCAGGUACUCCGUCAUCUCUACUACUUGGCCGUCGAACCAAGAUGUUUGAUUACCCGCGAUAUCGAUACUAAACUACCGUGUCAAGUGCCAAUUGAAAUCGAAACAACCGAUGAUGCAAUCAUCUCAAAGAUGACUCCAUGCAUUCUUCCAGAGUCAAGAUGUAUCAAAUCGAUACGACUCAACAGUCAGAGGUAUUGGAGUUUGAAAUUCGGUGGGCCAAAUCCAGCUGCCGGCACCAAACAGUUUGAGAGUUGUCCAACGAUCUAUGUGAAGCGAAAGAUUGGCCAUCUACCAUACAACGAAGAUCCAGAAGGUUUCAAGAGUUUGGCGAGAAGUUUCCCAAAGUACAGUAGUGGAGCAAGAAACAAAGAGGAGCUACUAAGAACGUUCUCUGCAGAUCAAGAUAUACUGGCGUUUGCUAAAUAUUUCUGUACUAGCACCAAGCAUUCCCAAGAAGAAGAAGCGUCGCUAAACACUCAGAUUCUCUACCAGUGUUUGACUCAUGACAAACCAGAGAUCUUACCGGUACUUCAACUCAUUCGAAAACUAUCGACCGACAAUGUCCAAGAGAAAUCACAUCAAGAUCAAAUCGAAACUAUUAGGAAUCAAAUACGAUUACUAUGGGCAUACUAUCAUAAAUUGGAUUUAUUGGGUGUCGAUUCCAACUCUUAUUCUAGAUUGAUUGAUUCUUCGGAUUUAAUCAAAAUUGCAAAUAAACUACAAAUACCUUAUGAUGAUACUAUUAAAAAUACUAUCAAUAUAAAAUAA